GGCAGUUUCGCGUGACGGUGGAGGCCUCGCCACGCUUCGUCGGUGCUCAUUCUCCACAGCUGUGUUUGGCUGGAUCGCCGACAGCGGCAUCAACGAAGGGACGGUGCAGCCACUGAUUAGCUGCUGAUCCGCGUCUUGGUCGUUGGCCAAACAGAGAAGGGUCUGUCUGUCUGUUCAACGAAGUGUGUCAGAGGCCAUGGCGUCGCCCCCGAGUGAUCCGGGCGGCAUCACGCGGCGGCCGAGCUGUUUCAUCCUUGACUUUUCCAUGACGGGAGAGCGGGUGGAGCAGCGGUAUGAGAUUGACGUCAAGGCGAUUGGGCAGGGCAGCUACGGGUCGGUGUGCAAGGCCAGGGACAGGGACACCAACGUGAUGAGGGCCAUCAAGACCAUCGGCAAGCGGAGGCUCAAGAACAACAGGGACAUCGAGCGGUUCAGGAGGGAGAUCCUGCUCAUGAAACGAAUGGUAGCAAGGGGAGGGGAGGAGGAGAGGGAACGGGCUGAGUGAUCUGUAUGAUUGUCGUCUGUGCCUUCCUGCUUGUGCGUGUCAGAACCACCCCAGCAUAGUGAAGCUCUACGAGGUCUAUGAGGACAAUGAGUACAUCCAUCUCGUGCUCGAGCUCUGUGAGGGAGGAGACCUCUUUGACAGGUAGGUGCGUUGUCUCACACGCACACACCACCCCGCUCGCUGUGGUUGUCACUUUGCUGGCUGUUUGCCCCAAUGAAAUGAAUGUCCGCACACGUGUCGGUCUGUCAGAAUGGUUGCGGUGCACCACUACAGUGAGCGUGACGCGGCGCUGAUCAUGCGUCAGAUCCUCUCGGCCCUUCACUACUGCCACAUCAACGGAAUCGCACACAGAGAUGUCAAGCCGGAGGUGCGCACAGAAGCUACACACAAAGAGACCAGCAGAGGCAAGGCCGCUCUCUCUGCUCUGCUCUGCUCUGCUUUGUUGUCUGUCUGUUUGUGCAUAUAUCAGAACUUUCUGUUUGAGAGGAGCGAUUCGCUGGACAAUUUGAAGAUGAUCGAUUUCGGGCUGGCGUACGAGUGCCGAGACGAGGCCGGCAACAAGAUCGGCAUGAGAACACGGGCGGGCACACCGUACUACGUGUAAGCACGAUAGAGGGGGAGAGAAAAGGCAGAUAUGGAUGGAUCGGCACCUCACCUCAUGCUAUGCGUGUGUGUUAUGCUAUGUCACGCUCCUGCUCUCUCUUGUCAGUGCUCCGGAGGUGCUGCGGGCUGCAUCGGCCGCAUAUGACGAGAAGUGCGAGUGAGUACUGUACGACAGACAAGAGAGGAAGGCACUGCUCUCUACACAAAGGAAGGAACGAACGGCUGGCUGGCCGAGUGGAUGUUGCAGCUUGUGGUCAUGUGGGGUGGUGUUGUUCAUGCUGCUCUUCGGGUACGCGCCCUUUUCGGGCCCCAACGACCGCGCCAUUCUGGACAAAGUUCUCAAAGGCCAAGCUGACAAGGACCCCGUGGCGUGGGAGACCAUCAGCGAACCAGCCAGGGACCUCAUCGACAGACUCAUCCAGUCGGACCUCAAUAAGCGAGUCGACGCUGGAAAGGUCACACCGAAUAGGAAGGGAAAACACGCACACACACGGGUGUGGUGUUAAUGGUGCUUGCAUCCCUCCAUCUAUCCCUGCAUUGCGUCAGGCUCUGAAGCACGAGUGGAUAGACAACUGGGCGCAUGUGCCCGAGGCGCCGCUGAGCCCCAAAGUGCUGUCCCGGAUGCGCAAGUUCGUGGCCAUGCCCGCCCUCAAGAAGGCGGCCUUGCAGGUCAUCGCCUCGCAGUGCUCGGGUGCGCACAUACGACCAAUGAAAUGAAGGCCAGCUGUCUCGGUGCCCUACUAUGUGCGUUUUCCGCCUUCCUUUGCCCGCUUCCUUCCCCACCAGGUGACAAGAUUCAGGAUUUGCAGCUGGUGUUUCAAAACCUCGACAAGAACAACGACGGCUCCAUCACACUGCAGGUAGGUGAUCGAGGUCAACACCAAUCACACCGCCCGCCCGCACGAGUGAGUGGACACGUCCCAUGUGUGUGCCACGUGCAGGAGUUUCGCGAGGGCCUCAACAAGACGGGCAUGGCCAGAUACUUCCCAGACAGAGAAAAGAUACUCAAGGUGGGUGGGUAGGGCAGACAGACAGACACGACGCGACCGACGCCAAGCAAGCCGCCAUGGCGGGGCUCAUUGACCACCAUGCGGCCCUCCCUCCCCUCCUCUCCGUGUGUGUCCCUAGUCGAUCGACUGGGACGGGUCAGGCGUCAUUGACUACACCGAGUUUGUGGCGGCCGCGCUGGAUCACAAGAUCUGCGUCCAGGAAGAGGUCCUGCUGCAGGCAUUUCGAGUGUUUGAUGUCGGUACGUACGCGGCCAUCAGCCACGGGACUGGCCAGUGGUCCCCUCGCUCACUCAUUGUGCACUUGCGAUGUGUGUGUGUUGUCAGACGGUGACGGCGUCAUAACGGCGGCUGAGUUGCGUAAGGUGCUGAUGACCGACAGCGUCAAGGCCGCGUGGGGAACCGAGCCGAUCGAGGAUUUCCUCAAGGACGUCGACACCAACCACGACGGCAAGAUCGAUUUUGACGAAUUCAAUCAGAUGAUGAAAACUCGCAUACCAGCCACCGGGUAAAUGACGACCGUUGCACCUCCCUUUCAUGUCUGCAGGUGCAUGUCUCUCUGUGUCUGGUCUCUCUUCAUCUCUGUGUGUGUGUGUGUGCAGGACAACGCCCCGCGGCCACACUCCCUUCCCCUCCCCGACAGCCGGCGACGUUCCGUGCUCGUCGCUCUCGAUGCCCGCGAUGUCCGUCCAAAUGCACCCACAGAAGCCCCUCGACGACCUCAUCCCGCCAUUCCUCGCCGGCCACGACGGCUCGCUCGUCCCCGCAGACAUGGAUAUCAGCAGCGACGCCGACAACUUCUUCUACUCGCUCGGGCCGCCCACCACCACCACUGGCGCCCCCAGCUCCAACAACCCCAGCAGCAACAUGCUCGGACCGCCUUCAUCGGCUGGCGGCUCACCGCCGCCUUCACACCAGCCCUCCCAGCAACAGCAACAGCAGCAGCAGCGGCAGCCGCUGCCAUUGCUGGCGUCACCGCUUCCCAGCACAACAGCUGCCAGCACAGUGGUGCCGCCCGAGUCACCGCCCCCCACCAAGAAGCACAAGGGCCGCAACGGGAGCAACGUGACGAUGCACUCGGCGGGCGGGGAGUCGCCGCACACGAGUGUGGCCUCGCCCAUGCAGAACAGAGGGGACAGGGAGGCGUAGUGGGGUGCGAUGGGGCGAAUGGUGCGGUGUGGGCGGUUCUGGUUGGUGUGGGUAAGUGUUCGUACGUUCGUUCGGGUGCGCGUUGGCCAUGUCAGGUUUCAGUCAGCGCUGUAUGUAUGCUGUGCCGUACCUACCGUCCCCCCCGCGCACACACGUGCGGGGCGCGGGGCGCUCUUUUUGUCGGUGUACUUUGCCGCUUAAUGAAGGGAGGAAAGGGUGUUGCUUGAAUUGAAGAGUGAAUGGUGUACUUGUAAGUGGGUCCGUCAGUCCGAGUGCCGGUGUGGGUAUGGUAUGUGCCUGUCGGUGUGUAUCUGUCUGUCUGUCUGUCUGUGGCGGCCCUUGCACUGCAUUGCAGCCUGACGUUCCGGCGCAUGCACAUGAUCGUGGGUGGAUGCGUGUGUGUGUGAAGUGAAGGUCAGGCGGUGUGUGAAGUGAAGGUCAGGCGGUGAUGGUGUCAAUCAAUCGGACUGACUGUGUGAUGGUGAGGGGUCAAUCGGACAUCGAAUGGACGGACUGCAGGUUUUGCGUGUCUAAUUGGAGAUGAACUCUCGCUCGAUGACGAUGCAUGCCCUCAUUUGGUUUCAGCCUUGUCAGG
Molecule: messenger RNA, 3859 nt
Organism: Vitrella brassicaformis
Lineage: Eukaryota; Vitrellaceae
Source: the annotation of a GenBank genome assembly